Messenger RNA from Clupea harengus (Atlantic herring), 2628 nucleotides. It is a transcript of the gene plcd4a, whose product is annotated as phospholipase C, delta 4a. Lineage: Eukaryota; Metazoa; Chordata; Actinopteri; Clupeiformes; Clupeidae. Gene Ontology annotation, cellular component: plasma membrane. The record is from RefSeq and is a predicted model, not a curated record. Gene Ontology annotation, biological process: lipid metabolic process; intracellular signal transduction. Gene Ontology annotation, molecular function: calcium ion binding; phosphatidylinositol-4,5-bisphosphate phospholipase C activity.
CUCUCCCUCACUCGCUCUUUCACUCAGUGUGCGACAGCAUGCAGAGCUGGGGCCAGUCCGACAGGCAGGAGGAGAGAGGGGAAGUGUUCCCCUGGGAUGCUGCCCUUCUGUAGACCCUGGACUCAGAGAUGAUCCUUCAGUGGCAGAUGCCAGAGGAAUGAGAGAGCAACAAAUGGCUUCCACCCAAAGUGGCCUACGUAUCCAGGGCGACGACAACCUCCAGUCCAUGUUUGUGGGCGCAGUGAUGAGGAAGAUCAAGUCCCGCACCUGGAAGAAGCAGCGCUACUUCAGGCUACAGGAGGACUGCAUGACCAUCUGGUACAAGUCCAAGAAGGCGGGCAAUGCCCACUCCACCUUCUCGGUGAGUGAUGUGGAGGCCGUGAGGGAGGGGCACCAGUCUGAGGUGCUUCUGAGCAUCUCCGACGAGUUCCCUCCCAACCGCUGCUUCACCCUGGUGUUCCGCGGCCGCCGUGGCAACCUGGACCUGGUGGCCGAUUCGGCCGAGGAGGCGCAGUCAUGGAUCAAGGGCAUGCGCAAACUCAUCGAGAACGUGGAGAACAUGGGACAGCGGGAGAAACUUGACCAAUGGAUCUGUGAUUGGUUUAAGAAAGCGGACAAGAACAAAGACGGACGCAUGAACUUUAAGGAGGUGCAGGACCUGUUGAAGAUGAUGAAUGUGGACAUGAACGAGCAUCAUGCUCUUCGGCUCUUCACGAUGGCCGAUAAGUCCCAGACAGGGUCGUUGGAGGGCGAUGAGUUCGUGCUCUUCUACAAGAUGCUGACACAGAGGGAAGAUGUGGUGCGCAUUUUCCAGGAUUACUCGGGCGACGGCCAGAAGCUCACCCUGCGCGACCUGGAGGACUUCCUGCGGGAGGAGCAGCUGGAGACCGAGGCCGUGCAGCAGCGAGCCCUGGAGCUCAUUGAACGCUACGAACCCUCCGACACCGCUAAGAUGCUCCAGGCCAUGUCUAUCGACGGCUUCCUGAUGUACCUGGGCUCCGCCGAGGGCUCCAUCUCCGACCCCAAGCACCAGGGCGUCUACCAGGACAUGACCCUGCCCCUGUGCCACUACUUCAUCUCCUCGUCCCACAACACCUACCUGCUUGAGGACCAGCUCAGAGGCCACAGCAGCGUGGAGGGCUACAUCCGGGCUCUAAAGCGGGGAUGCCGUUGUGUGGAGGUGGACUGCUGGGAUGGACCUAAUGGGGAGCCCAUCGUUUACCACGGGCACACUUUCACCUCCAAGAUCCUCUUCAAGGACGUGGUCAUCGCCCUGGGUAGCUACGCCUUCAAGGUGUCAGAGUACCCCGUCAUAUUGUCCAUUGAGAACCACUGCAGUGUGGAACAACAGAGAGUCAUGGCCCAACACCUCAACCAGAUCCUGGGUGACAUGCUCCUCAAGAGCACGGUGGACGGCAACACAACCAACAGCUUCCCGUCUCCUGAGGACCUGAAGGGCAGGAUCCUGCUGAAGGGGAAGAAGAUUGGCGGUCUGGAGGGGAGCAUGAGUGGUGUGGCGGAGGACUCGCUGACCGGGGAGGUGAGUGACGAAGAUGAGGGUGCAGACAUUGACGAGGACAACCAUCACAACGACAGCAUCCGUCGUCGCACAAAAAAGUCAAAGCAGCACCUGUCCAAGGAGCUGUCUGACUUUGUAGUGUACUGCAAGAGCGUGCAUUUCAACAGCUUCAAGCACUCCCGAAACCACGCCAAAUUCUAUGAGAUCUCCUCCUUCACAGAGUCCAAGGCCCGGAAGUACAUGAGGGAGGCAGGAGCUGAAUUUGUGAAUCACAACGCAAGACAGCUCUCCAGAAUCUACCCAAGUGGGAUGCGAACAGACUCCUCAAACUUUAACCCACAGGACAUGUGGGGUGUAGGUUGCCAAAUUGUUGCCCUGAACUUCCAGACAGCUGGGGUCGAGAUGGACCUAAACGAUGGACUUUUCAGUCAAAAUGGCCGCUGUGGCUACAUCCUGAAACCGGAGUUCAUGAGGAGCGCGGAGAGAGGGUUCGAUCCAGAUCACCCCCAGAACUACGAUGGAUACCAGCCCCUCAAGCUUUCCAUACAGGUGAUAAGUGGUCAGCAGCUUCCGAAGGUUAAUAUUAAAGAGGGGUCCAUUGUAGACCCUUUGGUAAGGGUGGAGAUCUAUGGAGUUCCCCUGGACCAUGCCAAGCAAGAGACCAGAUACAUUGACAACAACGGGUUUAAUCCAGUGUGGUACGACACUCUUAGCUUCACCAUCCACACCCCUGAGCUAGCUCUGGUGCGCUUCGUGGUGGAGGACUACGACAAGACAUCCAAGAAUGAUUUUGUAGGGCAGUACACCUUGCCCUUCUUGUGCAUUCAACAAGGGUACCGGCACAUUCAGCUGCUGUCCAAAGACGGGACUAGCAUUCCUCCCUCUUCGCUGUUUGUGAAUAUCAGAAUCACCAAGAUCACGUGAUGCUGCUGCAACAUCGGCUCAACACCAACUCACGAAUCCAAUCUGACACACGAAGACUUACAAGCAGUCAUCGUCUACUUGGAUCAUGUCUUUCUUUAAGCAAUAAAUGGCAGGAAGACAGACAGACAGACAUAUAAACACAGACAGACAGACAGACAGACAGACAGACAGACAUAUAAACACAG